UCUCUCAUCCCGCUCCGCUGCGGGAAAUCGGGCUGAAGCGACUGAGUCCGCGAUGGAGAGAGAAAAGGAACAGUUCCGUAAACUCUUUAUUGGUGGCUUGAGCUUUGGAACCACAGAAGAAAGUUUGAGGAACUACUAUGAGCAAUGGGGGAAACUUACAGACUGUGUGGUAAUGAGAGAUCCUGCAAGCAAAAGAUCAAGAGGAUUUGGUUUUGUAACUUUUUCAUCCAUGGCUGAGGUUGAUGCCGCCAUGGCUGCAAGACCUCAUUCAAUUGAUGGAAGAGUGGUUGAGCCAAAACGUGCUGUUGCAAGAGAGGAAUCGGGAAAGCCAGGGGCUCAUGUAACGGUGAAGAAGCUGUUUGUUGGUGGAAUUAAAGAAGAUACUGAGGAACAUCAUCUUAGAGACUACUUUGAAGAAUAUGGAAAAAUUGAUACCAUUGAGAUCAUUACUGAUAGGCAGUCUGGAAAGAAGCGAGGCUUUGGAUUUGUUACUUUUGAUGACCAUGACCCUGUGGAUAAGAUUGUGUUGCAGAAAUACCAUACCAUCAAUGGUCAUAAUGCAGAAGUAAGAAAGGCUUUGUCUAGACAAGAAAUGCAGGAAGUUCAAAGUUCUACAAGUGGAAGAGGAGGCAGCUUUGGUUUUGGAGAACCUCGAGGUGGUGGUGGAAAUUUUGGACCAGGACCAGGAAGUAACUUUAGAGGAGGAUCUGAUGGCUAUGGAAGUGGUCGUGGAUUUGGGGAUGGCUAUAAUGGGUAUGGAGGAGGGCCUGGAGGUGGCAAUUUUGGAGGUAGCCCUGGUUAUGGAGGAGGAAGAGGAAGAUAUGGUGGUGGAGGACCUGGAUAUGGCAACCAGGGUGGGGGCUACGGAGGUGGUUAUGACAGCUAUGGAGGAGGAAAUUACGGAAGUGGAAAUUACAAUGAUUUUGGAAAUUAUAACCAGCAACCAUCUAACUAUGGUCCAAUGAAGAGUGGAGAUUUUGGUGGUAGCAGGAACAUGGGGGGACCAUAUGGUGGAGGAAACUAUGGUCCUGGAGGAAGUGGAGGAAGUGGGGGCUAUGGAGGGAGAAGCCGAUAUUGAGCUUCUUCCUAUUUGCCAUGGGCUUCACUGUAUAAAUAGGAGAGGAUGAGAGCCCAGAGGUAACAGAACAGCUUCAGGUUAUCAAAUAACAAUGUUAAGGAAACUUUUGUCUCAGUCAUGCAUAAGUAUGCAGUGAUAUGGCAGAAGACACCAGAGCAGAUGCAGAGAGCCAUUUUGUGAAUGGAUUGGAUUAUUUAAU
Molecule: messenger RNA, 1277 nt
Organism: Myotis lucifugus (little brown bat)
Lineage: Eukaryota; Metazoa; Chordata; Mammalia; Chiroptera; Vespertilionidae
Product: heterogeneous nuclear ribonucleoproteins A2/B1-like
Exons: 1
Coding region: 53-1078 (341 amino acids)
Molecular function (GO): RNA binding
Source: RefSeq, a predicted model, not a curated record